Linum trigynum is the source of this 8660-nucleotide messenger RNA. NCBI's taxonomy places the organism in Eukaryota, Viridiplantae, Streptophyta, Magnoliopsida, Malpighiales, Linaceae. The record is from the annotation of a GenBank genome assembly.
UUUCGUAGUUUUUAAUUGGAAAACAUCGAUCGACUCAUUUAUUUUUUCUUCUUCCUCUUUUCAAUCUGUAUGCAGACGCUCGAUCUUUUACUGAUGAACGAAGAUCUAAGUACGAAAUUCCAUUCUGUGAUUCUCCACUCGUACCGUUCAUGCAUAUAUCAACUCAUCAUAGCAUUGCUUUGCUUCUUCUCCAUUCGUACUAAUCAGUUUGUAUUAAUUAUAUAUUAAGACGUCCCAUUCUUCUUUAAACCUAUUGCGUUUUGACUUUGCCUCAUUUGGUAGAGUACUAUGUGCAGUGUGUAUUAGCUAGCUAGUGUCCAAAUCUUAAUUAGAAGUCAUUAAUCAAUCAGCAUACGUUUAAGUGCUCUUUAAUUAGUCUUUAAUCCCACCAACCCACCCACUACACACCCGUGUUUCUGUCCAACUCCAACUUACGGUAUAUGUUUCAAAAAAGGCAGCGGCAGUUUUAGAGUUUCACUUAUAAUUAGUUGGGUUGACUAUCCAUGGAAUCGACACAAAAGAAUAGAAACAAGGUGUUGAUGUGACUUGAAUCGGAUUAUUAGCCACUACGACUGGAUUAGUCGGGGGUCUCGCUGCCCGGUUAGCGAGUGGGGUCCUGAGGCAACGCCCAGCGGUGUAUGGGCUCAAUAAAGAAGUACUAUAAAUACUUCUCAUCCGUAGCAACCGUUUCCUUUGCCAUAUUGAAUUAGGUUUAGACCCACAUGAAGAAGUACUAUAAAUACUUCUCAUACUCCUCUGUAAUAUGUAAUCUCCUCGAUACAGUGAAACUGGCUCUCUCUCGCCCGUGGACUAGCUAACACACAUCGUGUUAGUGAACCACGUAAAUCAUGUGUCGUGUUAUUGAUUCUCACUUUCGUAUUAUUGCUUUGUCGAUUCUGUCGAUUUUUCGAUCCGUAGCAACGCGUUUAUGACACAAGGAGCCUAAUGUCAACGAGAUAUAGGGAAUGAUGAUAUGAUAAUUGCUACAUAAUAACAGACAUUUAAGAGGUCAACAACCAACCACAUGUUAAGAAGAAAUGGUGUCUCUCACCCUUCUAUAUCAGUGUGGUAUUCAAUAUUCACAAUGCAAUAUUUUUGCGUUGGUUGGUGUAAGUUCAAUGAUUUUAUAACUCUAGCGAUGAUCUCAAUGACAACUAUCGCGCACACGAGACAAAAAUUGGUGUAAGUUUAAUGAUUUUCUAUGCUAAAAGCUCGACUUCCUUAAACGUCAAGGUCUAGGUAUCCAUCAUUCAACAUUCAAAUUCUUUGUGCAUAAAUUUUGUAAUAAAUUGAAAAAAUAUAGUAGUUGAUAAGGUGUUAGUCCUCCUCGCCGGUUCGAAUUCUUUGUGCAUAAAUUUUUAGCCCCCAUCAUUCGAAUUUAUGGCUCCGUCACUGAUGAUAUUAUUAUAAUUUCGAGAUGGACUCGAACCAGUGGUGGAUCCAGAAUUUUUUAUAGGGGUGUCCUCUUCUAAAAAUUAAAUUAAAUAAUUCAUAAAUAAAAAAAUAUCCGACUAGUGCAAAUAUACCAUAUUAGACAAUAAUUCACGAAUUGAUCGCAUAUUCGAUUUCUAACUUUGUUCCUGACGUAACUAAAAUUUUAAAAUAAUUGGGAAUAAUGAAUAGUGUUUUUACUAUAACAUAGUGUUUAAUAUAGAACAACAAAUGAGUUGCAACCUAGAGAAUAUGUUUAAUAAUAGUAGUGUCAUAGGUUUGAAUAACACAUAGUACUACUUAUAUAAUUUUAAUCAUACACAAACUACUACCGAGGACAUGAUAAUCGUUUUUCAAAAGUUAAGGGUGACUCGGAUUACCAAUUAUAAUUUUUUUUAUCCAUACGAAACUACUAGCGGGGGUUGGAUAAUCGUUUCCCCAAAUUUUAGGAGUGUCCCGAGACACCCCUAAAGGCCCAUGUAUCCGCCACUGACUCGAACUAUGCUAACUCGCUUCACUUAUUUUAUGUACAUCUCGAAUUGUUGAGACCAUUUGGUUUAUCACAUGGUGUCAGAGUUCGAGUUUUCACGGCUCCUAAUAUUAAUCGUUGUCUUUAAAGUACAUGAUAUGGUGGGCCUGUGCAAACUUUACAACCCAUGAGUUGGUUUUCAUUUGAUGGGACGUAUGAGAAAGUGAUUAAAUACGAUACAUGGAUAUCUUCCAACAACUUGAGUUUUUACUAACAGCUAAUUUCAUAUUCAAAUAAAGGUUUUUUUGACAAGGCACUAAAACAUGUUUCUUCUUUCUUUGGAGCAUGUUGGGAAUGGGCAAUGCAAGGCUCAGUUAAAAUAUCUGGGGAGUGGUUGUAUAUUCAAUGACAAGUGGCCUAGUUGUUGUUGGCACUUAGCAGGAAGUACUGUUUUCAUUCCUAGUGCUUAUCUCCAUAUCUAUAUUGCAUGGUCCUCAUCAUAACUCUCCCGAUUUUGGUUAAUCUCAGUUGAAAUUAGGGUUAUGUUAGGGUUUAACCAAAUAGCUUGAAGUUAAUCAUGUGAAUUUCUCGCAUGAUAUGACUUAUUCCGAUCCUGUUAUGAGAAGUUGUUAGGUGCAUUAUGACCGCGUUUUACAUGGGCGACUCUAAACCUGUUAGUGCAUACCUCCACCUCUCCGUUAAGUAUAUGAUUUAUUAGUCAUGUGGCUCUAUUCUAUUUUUCUAUUAAGUGGGUUUUCUCUUUUACUUUACAAACAAAAGACAAAAUGUUAAGUAUAUUAUUCGAUUUCAUUGUGACUAUAAUCCUAUAUGGCUUCCCAGUCUUAUUCCAAGUUGUCUUAUUGUGAUUUCUAAUAGACUUAUAAGAUUAAGGUAAAGAUUUACAAAUUGUUUAUGAAAUAUUUUGUUGCAACUUAGAAUGUCGUAGCUCACGUAUUAGAGAGAUCUGAUUUCUUCGAUGAUUAGAGAGAUCGUCAACACAACCAUCGUGUUAGAGAAAGAGGCAAGAUUAAUUUGUAGAAUUCACUCGAGUGAGUUCGACAUUUUUGUCUACAAAAGUAAAUUAGAGUGAGAUGGUUAUGCUUGUUUUUGGUAGCUAGUAAGAAGUUGAGCGACCGUCUACCAACAAUAUCAAAGUUUGAUGAUCACUUGUCAAUGACAACAAAGUUAAAUGACCAUCACUGCAAUUGACCCCUUCAUUAAUCAAAACUCUAAAAGAAUCUCAAAAUAUGAGAAGAGAAUAUGCUAAUAAGCUAUGCGCAUGGAUGCAUGUAGAUGACAUAUACAUACAUACAUGGUUGUCACGCCGGGCGGCGUGCCACUGGUUGAACCGGUUCAACUUGUACCGGUCAUAAAACCGGUAUGACACUACCGGUAUGACCGGCAUGAUCGAUAUACGAAUCUCUAAGUAAAAUGAUCUUAUAUUAGUGAAUUUAUUUGAUAAAAAGUAAUUUAUUAUUUAUUUUAUGUGUUAAAAAGUUAAAUGUUGAUGUUAUUUGUUGGAUUCAAGUACAAAUAUUUUGGUAUUGACGUUAAAUGUCGUGCUUAAAUAUACGUAUUUGUAAAUUAUUUGUAAUAUUAACCUGCAUGAAUCGGCACAAACCGAUAUGUACCACCGGUCGAACCAUUCCACUUGCUAAACCGGCACACUUGCACAAACCGGUUUGACAACCUUGCAUACAUACAAAGUUACAAACAUUUAUCUUUAUUUUAAUCUAUUAUCUUUGGGGAAUAAUAAUUAGCCAAGAGAGAGAAGAGGUGGGUGACGUGGGCCUCUAAGGUGAGAGGAAAAUAUCGUCGCCACGUGGUCAGAGCCCAAAUCUCUAAGCUAAGCCUUGGAGCUCUGAGAGCCCUUCUAAAGAUCUCCUCCUCCUCUCUCUUCUUCUUCUCCUACAAAGCAAUCAAUUUUAUUUACAGAGUUUGGUAAAAUUCAGAACCCAAUUAGAUUCCGAAAUCUCCAUUUCCUCCCCUCACAGAUUUCUGAGUUCACAGACAAAAAACUCCACACCUGAAAUUUUUUCUCAGAUCCCCUAUUCAUUCCUUUCCAGGUACCCUUCUCUACUUCAACUUCUGCUCUUCUUUCCUCUAGAAAUCCCCAGUUGAUUUCAUUUUACUUGGGGGGGGCUUCACUUUGGAAAGAUUCGAUCUUUUACCUCUUAUUUGGCCUUCUGCUUUUCUGGGUCUCUUGUUUUUGGAAUCAAUUUGUUGGUGGUGGUUGCUGAUUUGUGGUGAAAAUUUUCAGCCUUUUGUUUUUUCUUUUCUCCCCACCACUCUUUUAAGGGUAAGAUUCAUUGUGUUGGCUCUGAAUACUCUUCUUGUCUCUCCCCUCAUGCUUUUUGCUGCAGAGAAGUUGGUCUUCCUCAUUUGAUGGGUAGCGGAGGAGCAGUAGAGACAGCAUAAUUCUACACAAGUUUCUGCAGCAGAAGUAUAGGAAGAUGAUGGGAAGCUUAGAUUUAGAUUUCAUCAUUGGUUAUUGAGUGUUGCUAUUCUGGGGUCUGGUGUAAUAUUCAGGAGGAAUGUUGGGUUACGAGAUUUGGGUUGUUGAUUGGUAGUAAGAGAGCGGUUUUGAGGGGAAGGAAGCUGAAAGAGGGAGGUGGAGCUUGGUUUUUUCUCCUACCCCUUUUGGUGCUUCUGGAGUUCCUCACCGUUUUGUGAAGGCAAAAAUAGGGGUUUCCUUAUUUUCACUGCAAUUUCGAGACUUUUAUUACCAUUUUCAACCACUUGUUCACCACACAUGGCUGCUGCCGCGACUUCUUCCGAGCGAUGGAUUGAUAGUCUUCAGCUCUCCUCAUUGUUCUGGCCUCCCCCACAUGAUAUCCAUCAGAGAAAGGCUCAAGUUACUGCUUAUGUCGAUUAUUUUGGACAAUUCACCUCUGAGCAAUUUCCUGAUGAUAUAGCUGAAUUGAUCCGCAGUCGUUAUCCAUCAGCAGAGAAACGCCUUUUUGAUGAAGUUCUGGCUACAUUUGUCCUACAUCAUCCAGAGCAUGGCCAUGCAGUUGUGCUUCCAAUUAUCUCGUGUUUGAUCGAUGGUACUCUGGUUUAUGAUAAAAGCAAUCCUCCAUUUGCUUCUUUCAUAUCUCUAGUCUGCCCGAGGAAUGAGAAUGAGUACUCUGAACAGUGGGCUCUAGCAUGUGGGGAGAUCUUAAGGAUUUUAACUCAUUAUAACCGCCCAAUAUACAAGAAACAGAAUACUGAAUCAGAUAGAAGCAGUAGUGGUAGUCAUGCAACUACAAGUCAGUCAUCAGAUGGGGAAUCCAGCAGUUCACCUCCGGCACAGCAGGAAAGGAGACCUUUAAGGCCUUUGUCUCCAUGGAUUACUGAUAUAUUACUUGCUGCACCUCUUGGUAUUAAAAGUGACUACUUCCGCUGGUGUAGUGGUGUUAUGGGUAAAUAUGCAGCUGGCGAGCUCAAGCCACCAAUAACUGCUUCUUCUCGUGGAUCUGGGAAGCAUCCUCAGCUGAUGCCAUCAACUCCAAGAUGGGCUGUCGCAAAUGGUGCUGGUGUCAUUCUAAGUGUUUGUGAGGAGGAAGUUGCUCGAUAUGCAACUUCUACGUUAACUGCAGUUGCUGUCCCUGCUCUCUUACUCCCUCCUCCAACUACAGCUUUAGAUGAGCAUUUGGUUGCCGGGCUGCCAGCUCUGGAGCCAUACGCAUGUUUGUUUCACAGAUACUAUGCCUUUGCGACUCCCAGUGCAACACAAAGAUUGCUUCUUGGACUCUUAGAAGCACCUCCAUCGUGGGCUCCAGAUGCACUCGAUGCUGCAGUACAGCUCGUGGAACUCCUCCGAGCGGCAGAAGAUUAUGCAAAUGGCAUCCGACUUCCGAGGAACUGGAUGCACUUGCAUUUCUUGCGCGCAAUAGGGACUGCAAUGUCGAUGGGACCUGGAAUCGCUGCCGAUGCUGCUGCUGCUCUACUUUUCCGUAUACUAUCGCAGCCUGCAUUGCUCUUCCCACCUCUGAGGCAAGUCGACGGAGUGAAAGUUCAGCAUGAACCUUUAGGUGAAUACAUCUCAAGCUACAGAAAGCAGAUAGAAGUACCAGCAGCUGAAGCAACCAUCGAAGCUACCGCUCAGGGAAUUGCAUCCAUGCUAUGUGCACAUGGUCCUGAAGUAGAGUGGAGGAUCUGCACCAUAUGGGAAGCUGCUUACGGCCUAAUUCCUCUUGGUUCAUCGGUCGUUGAUCUCCCCGAAAUCAUUGUUGCAGCUCCACUGCAACCUCCAAUACUUUCAUGGAACCUCUACAUUCCUCUACUGAAAGUACUUGAGUACCUCCCCCGCGGGAGCCCCUCGGAAGCAUGUCUAAUGAAGAUAUUUGUCGCCACCGUUGAAGCCAUACUCCACCGGACAUUCCCACCGGAAUCUUCUUCCUCUGCCACCGAACAAGCGAGUAAAAUGACAAGUUAUUAUCAUCAGUCUGCUUCAAAGAACCUUGCUGUUGCAGAACUCCGCACUAUGGUGCACUCACUGUUCCUCGAGUCCUGUGCUGCACCAGAGCUGGCUUCCCGCUUGCUCUUUGUUGUGUUGACUGUCUGUGUGAGCCACGAAGCUCAGACUUCAAAUGGUGGCAACAAGAGACAGAGAGGCGGCGAUUUGAGGUCUAGGAAGUCAAAGAAGCAAGGGCCUGUCGCGGCGUUUGAUUCGUAUGUUCUCGCCGCAGUUUGCGCCCUAGCUUGCGAGCUCCAGCUGUUCCCUUUCAUUUCUUCCCGUGGUGGGAUGAACAACAACAAUUCACAGCGUGGAGAAGCCAAAUUACCUGCAAAGAUGAGUAAUGGAUCAUCUUCAGCGAUCGGCGAUAUGAAGAGCAGCAUUGAUUCUGCAAUCAAUCAUACUCGGAGACUGCUGGCGAUUCUGGAAGCUCUGUUCUCAUUGAAGCCGUCUUCCGUUGGGACAUCGUGGGGUUACAGCUCAAACGAGAUCGUUGCAGCAGCUAUGGUCGCUGCUCAUGUAUCGGAGCUAUUUCGGAGAUCGAAAACUUGCAUGCAUGCUCUCGCUGUCUUCAUUCGCUGCAAAUGGGAUGAAGAGAUUUACAGCAGGGCUUCAUCGCUGUACAGCCUCAUCGACAUUCAUAGUAAAGCGGUGGCUUCCAUAGUAAACAAGGCAGAACCUUUGGAAGCGAAUUUCCCAGCGCCUGUCUGGAACAAAUCCCUUCUUGCUUUUGAAGGUAAGAAGAAAAAUCGAAACGGAAAUGCUGGUGUUGGGUUUGAGACUGGUCAAUCGUCUGGUCAGCAACCUGGUGAAUCAUAUCUAGAGGUGAAGGUGAAAUCAGGGAAGGGGAUAGAAGGGUUCUCGUUGGAUGCUUCGGAUUUGGCGAAUUUCUUGACAAAGGAUAGGCACAUUGGACUCAGUUGCAGUGCACAAGUUCUGCUGAGAUCAGUUCUUGCUGAGAAACAAGAACUGUGCUUCUCAGUUGUCUCUCUGCUGUGGCACAAGUUGAUAGCAGCGCCCGAAACUCAGCCUAGCGCUGAAAGCACUUCUGCGCAGCAAGGAUGGAGACAGGUUGUUGAUGCGAUGUGCAAUGUGGUGGCAGCUUCGCCAGCAAAAGCAGCUACAGCAGUUGUUCUUCAGGCGGAUAGGGAAUUGCAACCUUGGAUUGCCAAAGAUGACGAGAACAGUCAAAAGAUAUGGCGAGUCAACCAGCGGAUAGUCAAGCUAAUUGGCGAGCUCAUGCGAAAUCAUGACACUCCUGAAUCAUUGGUGAUCUUAGCGAGUGCGUCAGAUCUGCUUCUACGUGCCACUGAUGGGAUGCUCGUCGAUGGGGAAGCUUGCACUUUGCCCCAAUUAGAGCUGCUGGAAGCAACAGCGAGAGCAGUUCGGUCAGUGGUGACUUGGGGAGAAACUGGAUGUGCUGUUGCGGAUGGUCUCUCAAACCUCCUCAAGUGUCGUCUACCAGCAACAGUCCGAUGCCUGUCUCACCCCAGUGCUCACGUCCGAGCUCUGAGCAUGUCAGUACUCCGGGACAUCCUGCAUAACACGUCUAUAAAAACGUUCCACAAGCACGCCGAGAAGAAUGGCGCCAACGGUACACGUUCCUCGUAUCAGUACUUCAAUGUCGACGUCAUCGACUGGCAAGCGGACAUCGACAAGUGUCUUGCGUGGGAAGCUCACAGCCAGCUGGCGAGAGGGAUGCCUAUCGACUUCCUCGACACGGCAGCAAAGGAACUGGGUUGUACCAUCUCUAUCUGACACCAUCAUCAUCACUUACAGGCCUGACCCGCACAGAUAGAAGCUACACGACUUUUUCGUUUCGCAGUAUAGUCAUAGAGCUGACAGCGGAAGAGGGGGCGAGCUGGUGAUAGGGGGUCAAUCAAAUCAUGAUCAGAAUGUGUGGGGAGUUAUACUUCUUCGUUGCUGUUAUUUGGCUUCCGUCUCCAGCUGCUGCUCUAUUUCUAAGUCCAGAUGUUGUAUCUUACACAUGUUUUUUUCGGGGAUUUGACGACAAUGAUGGCCUUACGAACAAAGAUAGAACUGAGGAAUUGAGUUGUUAUGUUGAUAUAUUGGAGUUCCACUUUGUGUAUUCAAAAGAUGAAACUGAAACUGAUGUUAGAUAUUGUAAAGCAUGCUUUGUUUCAGUUCCAAGCAAGUGCCAAUUUCUUUUGCAUAUAUAGAGACUUUGGUAUUCUUGCAUUAACGUUUUACAUAACACCCAAUGAGUUCCACUUACGGGUCGUUUGGAUGCAUCAUUUUGAUUAUGUGGGAGGUAUUUGAAAUGCCACAUUAUGUGUCAAAUGAAUCGCCACAACUUGG